AUGACGUCCUUCCGCCUUAUAAUCGAAGAUGGCAAAUUCCGCGACACAAAGGGUAGACAGGUGAUCCUGAGGGGUAUCAAUGUCGCCGGUGACUGCAAGUAUCCUAGCAAGCCUCAUACGCCUUCCCAUGUGCCCGACAACUUCUUCGAUGGCGACAAUGUCAAGUUCUCUGGCCGACCCUUCCCCAAGGAGGAGGCGCACCUCCACUUCUCGCGGCUGAAGCGCUGCGGGUACAACACCAUCCGUUAUCUCUUUACGUGGGAGGCUAUCGAGGCGGCUGGCCCGGGGAAAUACGAUGAGGAAUGGAUCCAACAUACAAUUGAGGUGUUGAGGAUUGCUAAGGAUUAUGGCUUUUACAUUUUCAUGGAUCCUCAUCAGGAUGUGUGGUCUCGCUUUUCAGGAGGCUCUGGAGCCCCCAUGUGGACUUUGUAUGCAGCUGGUCUCAAUCCACAGAGUUUUGCUGCCACUGAAGCAGCCAUCGUCCAUAACACCUACCCUGAGCCCGACAAUUUCCCCAAAAUGAUAUGGUCGACAAACUAUUACCGUCUUGCUACUGCCACAAUGUUCACCCUCUUCUUCGCCGGACGGGACUUUGCCCCCAAGUGCAUCAUUGAUGGUGUCAACAUCCAAGAUUAUCUCCAAGAUCAUUUCCUCAGAGCUGUCGGGCAUCUUGCCAAACGUAUCCACGAGGCUGAAGACCUCGAGAAUGACGUAGUGAUCGGCUGGGAGACGUUGAACGAGCCAAACAAGGGCAUGAUUGGCUACCAAGAUAUCAGUGUCAUACCAAAAGAGCAGGCUCUGAAGAAAGGAACCUGUCCCACAAUAUGGCAAACUAUCCUAACCGGGUCAGGUAGAGCUGUGGAAGUGGAAACCUGGGACAUGGGUGGCCUUGGCCCCUAUAAAGUAGGAAAAACGCUUGUUGACCCCCACGGUGAGGUCGCCUGGUUGCCGGCUGGUUACGAUGAUUCCCGGUAUGGGUGGAAACGUGACCCCGGAUGGAAGUUGGGGGAGUGUCUUUGGGCACAGCAUGGUGUCUGGGACCCCGAAAGCGACACCCUCCUGAAGAAAGACUAUUUUUCGAAAGACCCGAAGAACGGGCAGACGAUUGACUACCCGUACUUCACUAAUACCUGGUUUAUGGAUCUCUACCGUAAGUAUCGCGAUGUUGUCCGGAGUUACCAUAAGGACGCGAUCAUCUUCCUGCAAGGUCCCACAAUGGAACUGCCACCACUCAUCAAGGGCACCCCAGACGGCGACGACCCCCGGCUUGUGUACGCGCCGCACUGGUACGACGGUAUUACGUUAAUGACCAAGAAGUGGAACAGGAGCUGGAACGUGGACGUCAUUGGGGUGCUGCGAGGACGGUACUGGCAUCCGGCCUUUGCAAUCAAGCUGGGCGAGACAGCCAUCCGAAACUGCUUCCGAGACCAGCAUGCCGCAAUGCGGCAGGAAGGUCUUGAUCGCAUGGGGAACCACCCGUGCGUCAUGACGGAGUUCGGAAUCCCGUAUGACAUGGAUGACAAGUACGCAUAUAAAACGGGGGACUAUUCUAGCCAAUCAGCCGCCAUGGAUGCCAAUCACUUUGCUGUCGAAGGGGCGGGCCUCGAGGGUUACACUUUGUGGGUGUACCAUACCCACAACGACCACGAGCGAGGGGACCAGUGGAAUGGAGAGGAUCUCUCCAUCUACUCUGUCGACGACAAGUUGCUCCCUCUCGACCCACGGCCCCGGAGCCCGGAGGCUAAUGGGACCAUCCUUUCAACCAAGAAGGGUUUGGACGAUGAUGCGAGCGUGACGCCGUCGAACCUCAAGCGCUCGAUCACCAACCCGUCGAUAUCGUCCGAGUCAACAUCACGGCAGCCCGAGCUGACGGCUGCCGCGGGGUAUCGGGCCGCCGAAGCAUACGUACGGCCCGCCCCGAUCGUUGUCGCCGGCGAUAUCAUCAGAUACGGCUUCGACCUCAGCCAAUGUCUGUUCACCCUGACAAUCAAAGCUCCCAAAGUGGCAGACCUGGACUCGCCGACUAUCGUCUUCCUUCCCGAAUAUCACUUCCCCAAGGAUUCCUGCUCGGUUGAGGUGACCUCGGGCAAAUGGGAGAUCAGCAGUGAUGAAGAGGAGACGGUGCUCAUUCAGCGGUUGCGCUGGUGGCAUGGGGAGGGUGAGCAGACCCUGAGAAUCUCGGGGGUAGUCAGGAAGCAUAACAUUUCUGGGGAGGAAGCCGAUGAGGCCGGUUACUAUGAGCAAUGUAAUCAGGGGGCUUGGAGCAGUUGCAACAUUAUGUAG
This is a messenger RNA of Thermochaetoides thermophila DSM 1495, 2283 nucleotides long. Its product is annotated as hydrolase-like protein. The transcript is spliced from 2 exons. Gene Ontology annotation, biological process: carbohydrate metabolic process; ergosteryl 3-beta-D-glucoside catabolic process. The coding region runs from base 1 to 2283 and encodes 760 amino acids. Gene Ontology annotation, molecular function: steryl-beta-glucosidase activity. NCBI's taxonomy places the organism in Eukaryota, Fungi, Ascomycota, Sordariomycetes, Sordariales, Chaetomiaceae. The record is from RefSeq and is a predicted model, not a curated record.